Adineta steineri is the source of this 1965-nucleotide messenger RNA. Lineage: Eukaryota; Metazoa; Rotifera; Eurotatoria; Adinetida; Adinetidae. The record is from the annotation of a GenBank genome assembly.
AUGAUUACAACAUCAACAGUGGCAAUCACGAGUACUUCAAGUUUAACUUCUACUGCAAUCGCACCAACCACGAAUAUGGCCACCAGUACAAUGGCUACCAGUAUCAGUCCAACUACUAGCUUUGUGACUAGCUGGAAUACAUCAGGCAUUACGGUUGCUGGAGUUACAGAUGUACAAGGUGUAACAGCCAAUAAAUUCAAUCAUCCAUUUUGUUUGGUGUUAGAUUCGGCGAGAGCACUUUAUGUUACUGAUCAACCAAACCAGCGAGUUCAAAAAUGGGUGGUAAAUGCGUCGACUGGUGUCACUGUGGCAGGACAAUCUAAUGCAUCAACAGGCAUUACAUUAAAAUAUUUGAGUUAUCCAAGUGAUUUGGCACUUGAUGCAAAGGGUAAUCUUUUCAUUGUAGAUGGAGGGAAUCAUAGAGUCGUUCACUGGACUAUGAAUGCAACAUCUGCAACAUUAGUAGCCGGUAAUGGUAGUGCUGGUAGUGGUAACAAUCAACUAUCAUCUCCAAUUGGUCUAGCAAUUGAUAUAAACGUGAGCACGCUCUAUAUAUCAGACGCUGGUAAUCAUCGAAUCAUGAAAUACUUAGCAAACGCAACAUCAGGUACUGUAGUUGCUGGUGGUCAUGGAGGAGGAACGAACAGUUCACAAUUAUAUAAUCCUAGAGGUAUUUAUUUUGAAUCAUCAACGAACAGUCUCAUUAUUGCAAACAAUGCUGCUCAUAAUAUUGUUCGUUGGGUAUUGGGUGCUACUAGCUGGACAUUACUCGCAGGAAGUAGUACUGGUUUGUAUGGCAGCACAUCGACAUUAUUAUAUAAUCCCAGUGAUGUUACACUAGAUCCAACAGGCAACAUGUAUGUGUCUGACGAAGGUAAUCAGAGAAUACAAUUAUUUUUAGCUGGUCAAUCGAGUGGACAAACUAUUAUCGGUGUCACGGGUAUAUCAGAAAACAAAACUAAGACUACUGAUAAUAUCUCUAAUAAUAAAAACCCUCGUCGUAUUGAUACUCAUCAUCAUAUUAUUCCUGAAUUUUAUGCUAAGGCAGUGGAAGAAACAGGUGGUGAUCCAAGCGGAUGGUUAACUCCAAAAUGGUCUGUUGAAGAAGCUAAAGAACAUAUGUCUCAUUUAAAUAUUGAAACUGCUAUUGUUUCAAUAACUGCACCUGGUACCAAGAUUUAUGAAAAUGAUAAAAAGAAAGGCAGAAUUCUUGCAAGAAAGCUUAAUGAAUUUUCCAAUGAUUUAGUAAAGAAUAAUUCUAAACAAUUUGGUUUUUUUGCAUCACUUCCUCCAUUAACAGAUGUUGAAGGUACUCUAAAUGAAAUUGAAUAUGUUCAUUCAACAAUGAAACCCGAUGGAUAUACAUUAUUUACUAGCUAUGGACUUGGUCAAUAUCUUGGUCAUCCAUUAUUUCGAUCAAUAUGGACUAAAUUAAAUGAAUUGAAAUCUGUUGUUUUUAUUCAUCCAAGUGAAGCACCAACACCUAUGGUUAAUCGUUAUCUACCACAACCAUUAAUUGAUUAUCCUCAAGAAACAACUCGAACAGCAUCUGAUAUUGUUCUUACUGGAACACGUGCUGCAUUUCCUAAUGUAAAAAUUAUUCUUUCACAUGCUGGAGGUACUCUUCCAUUUCUUGCACAACGUAUAGCAAUGGCAGGUAGCAUUCCAUCUCUUCAAUGUUCACGUCAAUCUCACCAAAUUUUAACUGAUUUUCGCUCAUUCUACUAUGAUACAGCUUUAUCAUCGAGUAUACCUCAACUUAUGGCAUUAUUGGAAUUUGCUGAUCCAUGUAAAAUUCUAUUCGGCAGUGAUGUACCUUAUGCUCCUCUUCCUGCAGUCAUUGAUACUACAAAAAGUCUUGAUUCAUUUUUUCAAAAGAAUAAAAUCGAUAAGUUUGAAAAUCUAUGGCAAAGUAUCAAUCGUGGAAAUGCAAAGAUAUUAUUUCCUGGUAAAAUACAAGAUUAA